UUCGAUGAGUCCAGUGGACCUUUAAUAGAUAUAUGGUCAGAACCGAAUAAAUAUCGAGAAUACGCUGAUGUUCUUGUUGCACCGAAAUUCAUAAAUUCCUUCCUUCGUUUACUUAAAGAUCAAAACAUCACUGCUUUCAGAAUCAUAAAGCACGAUAUUCAACGUGAGAUUGAUCGCCAGAAAAGAGAUUUACAAAGAUCUACUGAACGAUCGAAGCGAAGCUCUAAUAGCGUAUCAAAUAUAAAUGACUUCAAUCUCAUUGCUUACCAUCGUUACGAUAAAAUUGCGCGCUUUAUUUAUGAUCUUGCUGAAAUAUUUCCGGAAUUGGUUACGACCAUCAACAUUACAAAAACGUUCGAAAAGCGCGAUAUGGUUGGAUUAAAGAUCGGUAAAAAAUCACCUUAUAAACCAGCUAUAUUUAUUGACGCUGGAAUACAUGCCCGCGAAUGGAUUGCACCUGCCGUCGCGAUCUACGUCGCACAAAAGCUGAUCAUGAGAUAUGGCAGAGAUGAAAUUAUCACUAAAAUGGUCGAUAAAUUUGAUUGGUACGUUAUUCCUGUGGCAAAUCCAGAUGGUUACGAAUACAGUAUGACAACGGAUCGACUGUGGAGAAAGACAAGAUCACGCAAUCUCACCAUUAAUAAAUGGUGCGUUGGAGCAGAUGCCAAUCGCAAUUGGGGCUAUCGCUGGGGAGAAGCGGGAGCGAAUCGAAGUCCAUGUUCAAAUAUAUAUCCAGGAUCAAAACCUUUUAGUGAAAUUGAAGUAGCGGGAAUUAGAGAUUAUAUAACUUGGCAGAUACCGGAUCUCAAGAUCUACGUCAGUUUACAUAGCUAUGGUCAACUGCUUUUGGCUCCAUGGGGAUAUACGCAUGAUAGACCGAAGAAUUAUUACGACCAGAAAGCAGCAGCUCAACUGGCUGUUGAUGCAAUUCGUAACAGAACUGGUGCUAAUUACAAUCACGGUACAAUUUCUGAAUUAAUGUAUACAGCUUCUGGAACUAGUAUCGAUUACAUGCAAGAUAAAGGUGUUCCUUAUAUAUACGGGAUCGAACUGCGACCAGAAGAUGGUGAUAACGUUUCUGGUUUCACCAUACCAGCCAGGUAUAUCAAACCAACAGGCGAAGAAAUGCUUUCUGCAUUUUUGUCAAUGGCACAAUACGCUAUCAAUAACAAGAUGCUUUGA
Molecule: messenger RNA, 1182 nt
Organism: Dracunculus medinensis (Guinea worm)
Lineage: Eukaryota; Metazoa; Nematoda; Chromadorea; Rhabditida; Dracunculidae
Source: the annotation of a GenBank genome assembly